CAUUAGCUAAUCAAGCAUUGUUUACACACUGGCUACCAACCCAUCAUAACUCUCUCUCAUUCUCAAAUACUACCUGUAAAACUCACUUUUCUUGUCUAUUCAAUCAAAUCCAUGGCAAUUCCAGUGAUUGAUUUCUCAAAACUCGAUGGUGAGGAAAGGGCCACCACAUUGGCCCAGAUUGCUAAUGGAUGUGAGGAAUGGGGCUUCUUCCAGCUGGUGAACCAUGGAAUAUCAGAAGACCUCCUCGAGAGGGUGAAGAAGGUGAGCGACGACUGCUUUAAGAACGAAAGAGAAGAGAACUUCAAGAAGUCGACACUGGUGCAGUCGCUGAAUGAGGACCAAAAGCUAGGGAAUGUGGACUGGGAAGAUGUCUUUACCCUUCUUGAUGACAAUGAAUGGCCCUCGAAAACCCCUGGAUUCAAGGAAACUAUGGCAGAGUACAGAGCCGAACUCAAGAAACUAGCCGAGAGGGUCAUGGAAGUGAUGGAUGAGAACUUGGGAUUACCAGAGGGAUACAUGAAGAAAACCUUCAAUGGCGGAGAAAGUGACAAUGCCUUUUUCGGUACCAAGGUGAGCCACUACCCGCCCUGUCCUCAACCCGACUUGGUGACAGGUCUCCGAGCUCACACAGAUGCCGGGGGUGUCAUCUUGCUCUUCCAAGAUGACCAGGUGGGAGGCCUACAAAUCCUCAAAGAUGGGGAAUGGAUAGAUGUGCAGCCACUGGCCAAUUCGAUUGUCAUCAACACUGGAGACCAGAUUGAAGUCUUGAGCAAUGGCCUCUACAAGAGUGUUUGGCACCGGGUUUUGGCCACCCGGACUGGGAACAGAAGAUCAAUUGCUUCAUUUUACAACCCAUCACUGAAGGCCACCAUUGCUCCUGCACCAGAACUGGUGGAGAAAGCAAACCAAGAAGUGGAUCAUGAGACUUAUCCCAAGUUUGUGUUUGGUGACUACCUGUCUGUUUAUGCUGAGCAGAAGUUCCUCCCCAAGGAACCAAGGUUCCAAGCUGUGAGAGCCAUCUGAUCCAUCACAAUAAUUAAGAUUGUUAUUAUAAAAAUAUUAAGGAACAAUUACUUUCAGUCUUUUUUUCUUUUUUUUUUUCUCUGUGUGUGGCUCAUUACAAUUAAGUACUCGCUCGUCUCUCUCUCAGUUACUAUAAACUUGUAUGGGAGGAGAAAGCUGAAGUGGGUGUAACUGUGUAAGUCUGUGUGCUUUGUAUUUUGCUUGCUCUUGCUUGUUAUGUUAUGCUAAGGAAUAAAGAUGCUU
Rosa chinensis is the source of this 1266-nucleotide messenger RNA. Its product is annotated as 1-aminocyclopropane-1-carboxylate oxidase. NCBI's taxonomy places the organism in Eukaryota, Viridiplantae, Streptophyta, Magnoliopsida, Rosales, Rosaceae. The record is from RefSeq and is a predicted model, not a curated record. The transcript has 3 exons. Bases 112 to 1023 code for a protein of 303 amino acids.